CAUCCAUAUCCAACAGAAGAUGAGAAAAAACAGAUAGCAGCACAAACAAAUCUUACAUUGCUCCAGGUUAACAACUGGUUUAUCAAUGCUAGAAGGCGAAUUCUCCAGCCAAUGUUGGAUUCCAGCUGUUCUGAAACACCAAAAACGAAGAAGAAAACAGCUCAAAACCGACCAGUUCAAAGGUUCUGGCCAGACUCCAUUGCAUCAGGAGUAGCUCAGCAUCAGUCAAAUGAACUUACUAUGUCAGAUGGAGCUGUUGUAACAAUUACAGCUCCCGUCAACAUGAAUGUAGACAGUCUCCAAUCACUUUCAUCUGAUGGUACUACUUUGGCUGUUCAGCAAGUCAUGAUGGCAGGGCAAAGUGAGGAUGAAUCUGUAGACAGCACUGAAGAUGAUGGAACAGACCUCUCAACUACAAAUAUCAGUGGGCUGGUCUUGGAUAACAGUGAUUCUCUGCAAUAGGAAGCAAGAGGACAUGACCUAAAUAUAUUAGGAACAACAACGGACUGACUGACUUUUUAUAGUUUGCACAGCAAACAUUUUACACAAGUUUUAUUUCUAAUAUGUUUUAUAUGUAGAUAUAGAAGAGUGCACUUUUUUGUAUUUCAUAGUAAGCUUAAAGAGUGUCUUUGCAGGUGCAGCAACUUCUUUCAAAUGUGUUUUUUUUUUAAUUUUGAAAAUCUAGUAAGUUAAAAAAAAAAGAUCACCCCAUUUGUUUCCCUAAAGUUAUUAUCUCAUUCACACAUACACACAUAAAAAGCUAAGUCAACCUGAUAAAAAAAAAUGAGUAUAUGGGGUUGCAGACAUGGGGUAAAAUGGUGGUUGCCUGGAAUGUGAGUUAGUUUUACAUCAGCAUGGAUUUAAACUUACCCCAACCAGACAAUCACUACGUUACUCAGUUCUUGCUAUUCUAUAGCAUCAUAACAUCUGCAAUUUUCAGAUGUAUAAAAUUGCACUGCUAUGGGAGAACUGAAAGUACUUUUUAUUUCAUUGAAAGUAUCCAGUUUCAGUUCUGUCAUUUUAACAAUGGUGGUUUAAUAAUGUAAAUGUAAAGCAUGUCAAACUAGCGUAUGGGAUUUGUUUAUGAAGUUAGCUAUGUAGAUUUGAAAGAUGCUUCUGCACCUUAAAAAAAACAAACCUAAGCUGCCAGUCUAAAGUGGGCAACAUAAUACAAAAAAAAAAAAAAAGUGGAAAUGUGUGAUUCCAUAAAGAAUGCAUGGCAUUUACUAUAAAUUUAAUUUCUUCAGGAGGUGUUAGGUGGACAAGCCUAGAUCUCAUUGUACCUUUUAAAUGUGCUGUUUGAUUUAGCUACCACAGCUUCUUCCUCAUCCUUUCUCCCUUUUUUUAUCCACCUGCCCAGUGGCUCCUUUGCAAUGUUUUUUUGGAGCAGAUAAGGUGAGGUUAGAAUGGCAAUAAAAGGAUUAGAGGAGCCAGAAGAAGCCAUGAUUGUAGCUCUCUUCAGGUGAUACAUUCCAGUGUAGAAUUCAACAUGUAAGGAGCAGUGAGCCACCCCUACGCUGUCUUAGCAGUAGUGGUGACAUCACUGAAGAACUGGUCUCCCCAAGUAUGCUAUUAUUUUAUGCAGUAUGGAGUUUGACAAUGCAUGGUUCCAGUUUUCACAGAACUCUUCACAUGUAUGAGAACAUGUCCAAUUGCUAACAGUCAUGCUGUAUUCAAAGAUGACUAGCUAUUAGUUGACAUAGCAACAUAGCAUGACUUAAAGAGUGGAAGGAUUAUUAGUGAUUCUUCAUAUGUUGAAUUCUAAGUGGGAGUCUCUUGCCUGAACAGCUAUUCUCUUAUCCCAGUUCAAGGAUACAUUUAAAGGUACAGGAGAUGCCAUAAGGUGUGCUCCUAGCUAGUGUGUCUGUUCAUUGUUUGCUAUAAAACACUUAUUUUUACCUUUAUCAGGAUUAUUGGAUGAAAAAUAUUUUUAUAAAUUCUGUAAGAAUUGGAAGGAUGACUGUAUUAAGCACGAGGAAAAAGUGUUUAGUACUACUAUUUGGAAGGUUAUGAAAACAGUCCAAAUUGAAUAAACAUGCCUAUGUGACAUUCUAUGGUUCUCUGCUAUCCCAUAAUGGUACAACUCAUAGUAAUAUAUUAAGGUCCAUUCCUUAGUGGGAAGCUGGAUAUUGGUCAGCACUGUUUUGUUAUUUCAUGUAAACUACCAUUCAAAUUAUAUUUCUGUCUAUAUUGAAUGCUGUCUCACAAGAGUAGCCUUUCUCAACCUGGUGCUUUCCAGAUGUUUUGGGUCUUUUAACUCCCAGAAGUCCAAGCCAGCAGCAUCUAAUGAUGGCUGAAAUUCUGGAAAUUUCUAGCAAAGAGCACCAGCUUGGGGAUGCCUGCUGAACAGGAGAUAUUCAGGUGAAUAAAAACACACAGUCUCUAUCACAAUAAAAAAAAAAUCCUCAAUAAUACAUAUACUUCACAUCAGUUGACAGUGUGCAGGUACUUUCUUCUGGGUUAUCUGUAAUUUUUCCCCACUUUAUUGCAUCUCAAAUGUUAUGUAUUCUGCAGCUGUAAUACAAAUAAGGUAAGAUAAAGUCUCCUUUGAAUUGA
Molecule: messenger RNA, 2556 nt
Organism: Python bivittatus (Burmese python)
Lineage: Eukaryota; Metazoa; Chordata; Lepidosauria; Squamata; Pythonidae
Source: RefSeq, a predicted model, not a curated record